This is a messenger RNA of Gymnodraco acuticeps, 1342 nucleotides long. RefSeq names its product CCR4-NOT transcription complex, subunit 8 (gene cnot8). Gene Ontology annotation, cellular component: CCR4-NOT complex; P-body; CCR4-NOT core complex. The transcript has 7 exons. The coding region runs from base 215 to 1072 and encodes 285 amino acids. Gene Ontology annotation, molecular function: poly(A)-specific ribonuclease activity; nucleic acid binding. Lineage: Eukaryota; Metazoa; Chordata; Actinopteri; Perciformes; Bathydraconidae. The record is from RefSeq and is a predicted model, not a curated record.
GCACAUUUACCCUCUAAUUGCCACCCGCCAACAUACACAAAGAAGAAGACGUAGGGGACGGAGAAAACGAAGAAGAAGAACAACAGGCGCUUUUAGCUAGCUUGGCGGGUAACGUCGAGGAAAUUCUGAGAGUCGUCCCUUUUCAUCUCACCGCCUCCCCUUCACACGUGCUGCAGGAUUGUUGGGCUUUUAGCUCUCGUCCAAACCUGCCAACAUGCCAGCCGCAAUAACUGAUGCCAGUCAGAUGAUCUGUGAAGUCUGGGCGAGUAAUGUGGAGGACGAAAUGAGGAAGAUCCGGCAAGUUAUUCAAAGCUACAGUUUCAUUGCCAUGGACACAGAAUUCCCUGGAGUGGUUGUCCGGCCAAUCGGUGAAUUUCGAAGCACAGUAGACUACCAGUACCAGCUGCUCCGGUGUAAUGUCGACCUGCUGAAGAUCAUCCAGCUCGGCCUCAGUUUCAUGAACGAGGCGGGAAAAUAUCCUCCUGGCACGUCGACGUGGCAGUUCAACUUCAAAUUCAACCUCACAGAAGACAUGUACUCGCAGGACUCCAUAGACCUACUCCAGAACUCCGGCCUCCAGUUUAAAAAGCAUGAAGAAGAGGGAAUCGACACACUCUACUUUGCUGAGCUCCUCAUGACAUCCGGCCUGGUGCUGUGUGAAAACACAAAGUGGCUCUCCUUCCACAGCGGCUACGACUUCGGCUACCUGGUGAAGCUCCUAACAGACGCACGGCUCCCUGAGGAAGAACACGACUUCUUCCAGAUCCUCAACCUGUUCUUCCCCGCCAUCUACGACGUCAAGUACUUGAUGAAGAGCUGCAAGAACUUGAAGGGAGGGCUGCAGGAAGUAGCGGAGCAACUGGAGCUAAAGAGGAUCGGGCGGCAGCAUCAGGCCGGGUCCGACUCGCUUCUCACCGGCAUGGCUUUCUUCAGGAUGAAAGAGCUUUUCUUUGAGGACAAUAUCGAUGAUGCAAAGUAUUGUGGGAGAUUAUACGGCCUGGGCUCGGGCUCCACCCAGCCACAGAACGGCAUCUCCGGCUCGGGUCAGGAGGAGACCAACAACAAGCACUGACUGACCUUCAAGUGGAACACGCACUUGUUUUAAAAACCCAACCAGCAGAUUCCCCCCUGAUCUCCCUCAACACGUGAUCCCUGAACGAGACUAAACAUAUUUCUUUACAUUUUCCUCCCGAGUGACUGUAAAAUGGACACGGACUCACAGUGACAUUGGAUCCUUCACUGGCUCAGACGUUUCUUUUUAGUCGCUUUUACUGAGUAUAUGGCCACAUAUUCAGAACCAUUUUUUUAAACCUGUUUUUGUUUCGCAGCAUUAUUCCCCCCC